AAAGAGGACGGGGCUCGCGCAGGCGCAGUUGUGCGCCAGGUUACCAAGAUGUCGAUCCCUGAGUACAAGCCGUCGCGACUGGCCACUUUGCCCUCUACCCUUGACCCAGCUGAAUAUGACAUAUCUCCGGAAACCCGGAGAGCGCAAGCCGAGCGGUUGGCCAUUAGAGCCCGGCUUAAAAGGGAGUACCUGCUUCAAUACAACGACCCCAGCCGCCACGGGCUCAUCGAAGAUCCUGCUUUGACUCGUUGGACCUAUGCAAGAUCAGCAAAUAUCUAUCCCAAUUUCAGACCCACUCCUAAGACCUCACUCUUAGGAGCUGUGAUUGGAUUUGGGCCCCUCUUCUUCUGGUAUUACGUUUUUAAAACUGAUAGAGACAGAAAAGAAAAACUUAUCAAGGAAGGAAAAUGGGAUCGAACAUUUAACAUCUCAUAUUAAAUCUGGCAAUUAUGAUUACAUGUAUUACUGUUUAAAUAAAUCUUCUAUUGAUCAU
Messenger RNA from Phyllostomus discolor (pale spear-nosed bat), 493 nucleotides. RefSeq names its product NADH:ubiquinone oxidoreductase subunit B4 (gene NDUFB4). The transcript is spliced from 3 exons. The coding region runs from base 49 to 438 and encodes 129 amino acids. The record is from RefSeq and is a predicted model, not a curated record. Lineage: Eukaryota; Metazoa; Chordata; Mammalia; Chiroptera; Phyllostomidae. Gene Ontology annotation, cellular component: mitochondrion.